AUGACACAUUUUGGCAACUACGGCCAAGACCGUCUGGCAACCUACGUCCUUAACGGCGCCUUCCGUUUUUUACUCGCCUGGACCCGCCUCCAUCUGAAAACCGGCCCGCCCAACUUCCUGGCCCAGCAGCACUUGGCCUUCCACCGGCAGACUGAGGCGCCCACCAGCGUCUCUGCUGGUCUGCCUCUGCAGUCUAAUCCCUGCGCUGAUCGGCGUCAUGCAGAGAUUUGGCCACCAAGCAGCCUCUGCGAUCAGGACCUUCUGCCCUCAGUCCUCAUUGGUGGGCCGCAGAAGACCGGUAGGUUCUGCUAG
This is a messenger RNA of Spirometra erinaceieuropaei, 312 nucleotides long. The record is from the annotation of a GenBank genome assembly. NCBI's taxonomy places the organism in Eukaryota, Metazoa, Platyhelminthes, Cestoda, Diphyllobothriidea, Diphyllobothriidae.